Magallana angulata is the source of this 4354-nucleotide messenger RNA. Its product is annotated as probable nuclear hormone receptor HR38. The transcript is spliced from 9 exons. Bases 1153 to 3060 code for a protein of 635 amino acids. NCBI's taxonomy places the organism in Eukaryota, Metazoa, Mollusca, Bivalvia, Ostreida, Ostreidae. Gene Ontology annotation, biological process: cellular response to corticotropin-releasing hormone stimulus; regulation of transcription by RNA polymerase II. The record is from RefSeq and is a predicted model, not a curated record. Gene Ontology annotation, molecular function: nuclear receptor activity; zinc ion binding; nuclear glucocorticoid receptor binding. Gene Ontology annotation, cellular component: nucleus; transcription regulator complex.
UUCCGAGAAACGAAGGGGUGUCUCAAUCUAUGAUUUUAACAUCCUCCCAUUAUUACUUGAAUUAAUCAAUUAGAGAGAUAGGGUGAGCCUAUUCCCCUAGCAUGAUUCUGCCAAUUUUCCUAAUCUGUUGUGAUAUUAUCUAGAAAUAUAAUACCACCACUGUCGAGCCAUUUCGGUCAUUUUCCUAUUAUUGUAAUUUGUAAUAUCCUGUGCUGCUCUGAAAUUUACUGGAGUUUUGGUGUUUUUAUAUAUGCAUAUUAUGACUGCUUAAAAGCAGUGAAUUCUGAAUAAAUCUUCGACAUGUUUGAUAGCGCAGAAAGAAGCUUGCUUUGCUGGGAUGAAGAAUCACUGACCCACAUUCGCAACCUUAAAUAAGAUAACGUAUGCACAAACGGCCCUCGUAUUUACCACAAUCUGGCCAUAUAUGGGUAUUUAUGUCACAAUAGAGAAAAAUCAAUGAGAAAAUACAGAAAGCGUCCUUUCUAAAAUUAUCUUAUAUCUAUUAUUAGUUUCCUAAUCCUAGAUUUGAUGUCGUGUUUGCACUAACUAGCGUAAUGCAAGUUCAUUGAUUUUCUAUGCCCUUGUAGAAACCCCCAACAUGGUCAGAUCGAGGUUUUGUCGAAGUUUUAUAUAUGUUUUGAUCUAUUUUUACUCUGCUUUGAGAAUAUCUGCGUCAGCCGCAAUAUUGACGUUUAGAUUUAGUAGUGCAGUCUAGAUUGACGACACGACCAUGAAAUCUGCCAUGCGGGUUUCACGAAAUCCACCAAUCAAAAAGUCCGUUACAACUUGAACAAUUACUAGGAAUGUACAUUCAAAUAGGGUGACGUAAACCGUGAUGCUGUGUGACGUCACGCGUAUUCUCAUAGACAUAUUCGAUGAUGUUGAAAUAUAUACACGUGAUGGCAAACUAUUACUCGAUGUUGAAGUCUAGUUGAGAUGGUGUAACAUGCAUGGAAUAUAGCACAGAGAUUUACUUGGACUGGAACAUUUUAAUGCAAUCUGGCGUUUAAUAUUGAAUUUUAUGAUUCUUCAAAACAAGCAUUUUUGCAGCAUCAGGAUACGGAUUUAAACAAAUUGGAAGCUGAUAACCAGUCGACCUCAGUUGAUCUUAGUCUCUCGACGCAGAAACCUGAAGAUCAAAAGACAUCCCCAAUGCUGCUUUUGCAAUCACAGUCCUCUUACAACCCUGGGACAGGAUUUCAGUCGGAUCCUAGUUGUAUAUAUCCCUCUUGCGGAACUCAGGCACCGGGCAUGUUCCAUUCCCCGAAUAUUGGAAACAAUAUUCCAGACUUUGCAGACAAUUUUUUUCAAAGCGAAGAGGCAACAUCUAUGACAAUGGCAAGCCAGUACAGCAGUGGCUCUUGCGAAUUCCAACAAAACUCUCAUGGAAUGUUUGAAUCUCCAUUUACUUAUGAUACUUCUUUAAUGGACAAGCAACAGAUGAAACCUUCAGUUCCUUUUGGAGAGAAUACAAGAUGCAGUACUGUUUCGCAUCAAAAAGUCGAAGAACCGGUGUUUGCCUACGAAGGCACUUUCCAGAGUUUCCCUGCUAUGGAUUCUCACUAUCAACAACAAUUACUCAAUCAAAGCACGAAGCCUUUUGUGCGCUCCGGUUUGUUUUCACCCCAUCAAAAUAUAUUCCCAGAGAGUCAUACGGAUUAUACAAAUUUGGACAAAAAAGUGGCCGCAUAUUCCUCAAUACAAGCCUACACUGGCAAUCCAAAUCUUUGUUCCCGCGGAGAUACUACAUUCCACAACUACGACAGUCACCCUCCGUUCCCCGGGAAUAACUUACCUCAGUCUGAUAUAUGCUAUCCCUGCCGUGAUGUUCCAUAUCGCAACUCAUACGGAGUGGACCACAGUUCUCUACAAAUCCAGAGGCAAAUGUCUCACCAUGGGCAACUAAAUCUCACACUUCCACCACCAAGAACUAACGAUGGAUUGAAAUAUCACAUGGGAUCCCCCACUACCACAUCACCCACAUCUGUCUCAGCAAGAUCGUCUCCUAGCAGUGGUCAUGAGGCACCACAGCGCGAGGGCAUGCUUUGUGCCGUGUGUGGCGACAAUGCCGCCUGCCAACACUAUGGAGUCAGAACCUGCGAGGGCUGCAAGGGAUUCUUCAAGAGAACUGUUCAGAAAAACGCAAAGUACGUUUGCUUAGCUGACAAAAAUUGUCCAGUCGAUAAGCGCAGGCGAAACCGGUGUCAAUUCUGUAGAUUUCAGAAAUGUUUAUCCGUGGGAAUGGUGAAAGAAGUUGUUCGCACGGACAGUCUUAAAGGACGUCGAGGUAGACUUCCUUCAAAACCAAAGAGCCCCCAGGAAUCCUCUCCAUCUCCUCCAGUCAGUCUCAUUACAUUGCUAGUGCGAGCACAUCUAGAUUCUAGUCCUGAUAAAUCAAGUCAUUGUUACUCAAAGUAUGAAGUGCCUUGCACAAAAAGCGAGGGAUGCAAUGAGAAGACGACACAAAUGUUUUAUGACCUCAUAACUUCGUCUGUCAACAUCAUCAAGGCUUGGUCUACCAAAAUUCCCGGUUUUUCUGAUAUCUGCCAAGAAGAUCAGAAUUUACUUUUUAAAUCUGCGUCUCUUGAGCUCUUUGUGCUGAGGCUAUCUUACAGGAUGCAGGGAAAUACUGACAAUGUCAUCUUUGAAGAUGGCACAGUUCUUCAUCGAAAACAGUGUGAAGAAAUCUUUGGAGAUUGGAUUAAUUCCAUCGCUGACUUCAGCACGUCGCUAUAUAGAAUGUCCUUGGACAUCUCGGCACUAUCCUGCAUGGAAGCCCUUACACUCGUAACUUUGAGACACGGAUUGAAAAAUCAAGCCAAGAUGGAAGAGGUCCAGAUGAAAAUCAUCGACAGUCUGCGAGACCACUGUGUUUAUAACAGCGAGGCACAAAAGAAGCCCAACUACUUCUCCUCCAUACUGGGAAAAGUCGCUGAACUGAGAACUCUUAGCCGCCAGGGGAUUCAACGAAUGGAGUUACUUAAAAUGGACACAACUGAAGUUGCCCCAGCUCCUCACAUGAUAGAGGACAUCUUUUUGUCCAAUGAACUGCCAUUUUAAUGUAGUGAUCGGUUGAUGUUACAAAACUCCUUUACUUUAUUGUAGGUGAUACAGUUGUGUGUUCUAUGAUUUCUUUUGAAGUCUUAUGUAUUUAUUAUUAUAUUUCUUUAUGAAAAAAGUUUUUAUCUAUUUGCAUAUCUGCAUUUCAUAGUGCUCAGAGUUCUUUUUAUGUCCAUCAUGAAGCCUCUUUGUCCAUAGAAUAAAAAUACAAUGUAGAAACUUUUUUUCAGAAUUUUUUACUCAAAGUUGUUCUUCAUGGAAAAUGUUGUCCGUGAUGUUGUUGUUACCAGAUGUGCUUUUAAAAGGAACAAUGCAUUUAAGUGUAAAUUUAUAUCGGUACAUCUCCCUUUUUUCUCGGUAGUUUAAUGUGAAAACCAUCUACUCCCUUUUUCCUCAUGUAGUUUGUGAUCUCGUAACGUGUAUUAUACUGAAAUUUUGUAAAUGUUGUUCAGAGUUUUAUUUGAGUUCUUGUGAUCAGAGUCACUUUAAACUUAUUGAAUUAUCAAUUUCAUUGUUUAGAUAUUGUAAUAUUUGAUAUUAUUUUAUCAUCAUGUAUUGUAAUUUGCAUGGCAAUCAUUCCAUUAAUAUAUAUUAUUUCUAUAAUAACAUGUGUUAACUAUGAAAUACUAAACGUUUCAGUAUUUUUCUGCUUAUUUUCAGCAUAAUAACACACAAAAUGGCAUAUUUAGUUUUAACAGAGUUCACUCUCAUCAUGCUAUCAAUCAUUAAACAAGGUUUUAUAUGUUGUCAAAUCAGUGUCCGUUGUCUUGAUUCCAGAGAACAGAUAACUGUUGUAUUGCAUUAAACUAUUUCAUUGAACACAGAUUUUCAAUUUAAUGUAUUUAUUUUUGUAUUUAAAAAUUCAUAUUACUUUCGCUGAUUUUUGGAUUUUUUUUUUCCUGCAUUGAACCCUGAACAUAACAAUUUAUUCUUUUCUAGCUAUCCAUGUCGAAUGUUAAUGCUUGCAAGUAUUUUAUAUUUCGUCAAAUAUCUCAUACUUUUGACACAAUCGUACAUGUAUGAUUUGCACAUAAAUGUAAAACUUUGAUAAUUAAGUAGUUUAAUGUACAUUCAGAGAUUCAUCGAUAAAAAAGUUAUGUGUAAAUGUGUAUUUUAAGUUUCCACAUCAUUGUGUUGUAUCAAAGUGCCAUAUGUAAGUGAGUCGCUUAAACGAAGGUUCCCAUUCCGAAAUUUGUUUAAAUAGAGCAGAUGAUGUAUUCGUACAUCCAUUUAGAAAACAUGUUUUACGGUUUCAUAUUGUUACUUUUAAUUGAAUAAAUUUAUGAAAACAAAA